AUGUUAGAGUCUGAAAAAUUAGAAUGGAUUCGAAAAAAUCAACCAAAACUCAGGGCGUCAAAGUACAACAGUCUUAAUGAUGAAGGUGAUCAAAGUCAAACACCAGGAUCAACCAUAGGGAAAAGAGUGGUUUUGCCAUCUUCCUAUGUUGGCGUUCGUAGGUUUAUGGAUCAAUUGUACUAUGAUGGCAUGACUAUUUGUAGUAAAAUGGGAUUUCCUGAUUUAUUUAUAACUUUUACUUGCAACCUAAAUUGGCCUGCGAUACAAAGAGUAUUGACAUCUCUUCAUUUGAAAGCACAAGAUAGACCAGAUGUUUUUUCAAGGAUAUUCAAAAUCAUGUUUGAUCAAUUACUUUCAGAUUUAACAAAGAAUUGUGUGUUAGGCAAAUAUCCAACACCUGAAGAUAUUGACAAAAUCAUUAGUGUUGAAGUGCCUGAUCCUUUGAAAGACCCAAAGUUGUACAAUUUAGUUAAAAUUCACAUGGUUCAUAGUCCUUGUGGUUUGGAAAAUCGGAAUUCACCUUACAUGAAAGACAUGAAAUGCUCCAAGUAUUACCCAAAAAAAAUCCAAUCUUCAACAAUUGUGGAUCAAGAUGGCUAUCCAGUGUAUAGGAGAAGAGACAAUGGACACACAAUUGAGAAAAAUGGAACCAUCCUUAACAAUGGUCAUGGGUUCCUCGCAAUCCAAGUUUAUUGUUGA
Molecule: messenger RNA, 699 nt
Organism: Lathyrus sativus (Indian pea)
Lineage: Eukaryota; Viridiplantae; Streptophyta; Magnoliopsida; Fabales; Fabaceae
Source: the annotation of a GenBank genome assembly